This is a messenger RNA of Priceomyces carsonii, 1029 nucleotides long. RefSeq names its product thioredoxin-disulfide reductase (gene TRR1). The transcript has a single exon. The coding region runs from base 1 to 1029 and encodes 342 amino acids. Gene Ontology annotation, biological process: cell redox homeostasis; removal of superoxide radicals. Gene Ontology annotation, molecular function: thioredoxin-disulfide reductase (NADPH) activity. The record is from RefSeq and is a predicted model, not a curated record. Gene Ontology annotation, cellular component: cytoplasm; cytosol. Lineage: Eukaryota; Fungi; Ascomycota; Pichiomycetes; Serinales; Debaryomycetaceae.
AUGCUAAAAAGGCGACUUUGCAAGAAUAUAAACUAUAGAAUUACCCCUUUCUCGCAUUUUCACAGAAUGACUCAUCACAAAGUUACUAUUAUUGGAUCGGGUCCAGCAGCUCACACAGCAGCUAUUUACUUAUCUAGAGCAGAAAUCAAGCCCACUUUAUAUGAAGGUAUGUUGGCUAACGGUAUUGCUGCUGGUGGACAGUUAACAACAACAACAGAGAUUGAAAACUUUCCAGGCUUUCCAGCUGGUAUCGAGGGUUCAGCUUUGAUGGAUAGGAUGAAAGAACAGUCUGUCCGUUUUGGAACCGAGGUCAUCAGCGAGACAAUUUCCAAAGCAGAUUUAUCUCAAAGACCUUUCAAGUUGUGGACUGAAUGGAAUGAAGAUGGCGAGCCCAUCACCACUGAUGCUGUAGUUAUUGCAACUGGGGCUUCUGCAAAGAGGAUGCACUUACCGGGAGAAGAAACUUACUGGCAACAAGGAAUAUCUGCUUGUGCAGUUUGUGACGGAGCUGUUCCAAUCUUCAGAAAUAAACCAUUAGCCGUUGUUGGAGGUGGUGAUUCUGCUUGUGAAGAGGCCUUAUUUUUGACAAAAUAUGGCUCCAAGGUUUUCCUUUUGGUAAGAAGAGAUCAAUUAAGAGCAUCUACUAUUAUGCAAAAGAGAGUUAAGAAUAACGAUAAACUAGAAAUCUUAUGGAACACGGAGGCAGUCAAGGCUAAUGGUGAUGGAAAGCUUUUGCAAUCAUUGGAGGUUGUCAAUAACAAGACGAACAAACACAGUGAUUUGCAAGUCAACGGAUUAUUCUAUGCCAUUGGUCAUCUUCCAGCUACUAAAAUUUUUGCUAAUCAAUUGAAGACAGAUGAAACCGGAUACAUCUUGACUAAUCCUGGUACGGCUGAAACCUCUAUUCCAGGUGUGUUUGCUGCAGGUGAUGUUCAAGACAAGAAAUACAGACAAGCUAUCACUUCUGCUGGUACUGGUUGUAUGGCCGCUUUAGAUUGUGAAAAAUUUUUGGCUGAACAAGAAGUAUAA